Messenger RNA from Exophiala spinifera, 2790 nucleotides. RefSeq lists its product as uncharacterized. The record is from RefSeq and is a predicted model, not a curated record. NCBI's taxonomy places the organism in Eukaryota, Fungi, Ascomycota, Eurotiomycetes, Chaetothyriales, Herpotrichiellaceae. Gene Ontology annotation, biological process: interstrand cross-link repair; double-strand break repair via nonhomologous end joining; protection from non-homologous end joining at telomere. Gene Ontology annotation, molecular function: 5'-3' DNA exonuclease activity; damaged DNA binding. The transcript has a single exon. Bases 1 to 2790 code for a protein of 929 amino acids.
AUGUUCAGAAAUCCUCGAGAAAAUGCAACUCUAGAUGCAUCGAAAGCGGUUCUCCCGUCGACUGGCCGCCCUCCGACUCCGCCACACAACGCUGGCAGCAAGCAAGUAACCUCCUCUCCAUACUUUGCCUCGCCAUCGUCCGCUGCAACUAAGGCUCGCCCAAUGUCCAAGACCCCGAUCCUCGGUCGCCAAUCAGCGUCAAGAAUACCCAGCUCGAAGAAGAGUAGCUUUCGCCAGAAUCAGAGUAUUCUUCAAUUCUUCGGGAAGACAGACAAUAAGAAUGAGGUAGACGCAAAAUCGAACGUACCUCUAUUUUUCAAAGAUUCAAAUCAGAGCUUUGAAGAGCACAGGGUCUCCGACCGGACUGAAAACACCUUCCAUGAGGCUGACUUUACAAGAUUCAAUGAGGACGAAGGCCCGGUCAAGAGACGGCGUACUACCGACGAAGAUGGCGACUUAAUCGUUCGUACGCCCUCUCCUGAGCGCAAAGGUCCGGUGCCUGAGCUUGGUACAAGAAGACAGUCUUACACUGACCCUAAGCCUGUGAAAGAAAGGAAGCAAGUGGGUGGGUUCCUGGAUGACUCCAGUGAUGAGGAAGAUGAGGGCUGGGUGGGUGCUGUUGACGACAGUCUUGAACGAAACCCAGCUCCGAGUGAGGUAGAAGAAUUCGAGUCGGAUAGCAAGGACGACAUUGACCCCGGCACAGGAAUCGCUGCCAUUGACGUCGCCAUGAAGUUACCAGAUCUAGAGAAUGAGGAAGCUCCAGACCAUGAUCGGCAUGAGCGUACGAGCGGCGUAGGCGUUGUUCCGGAACUAUCCCAUGAAGAGACCAGCAUGUUCAACGCCGGAGAUUUUGGUGAAGAUGAUUUUGAAGAGGACGAAUUUUAUGAGGAUGGAGAGGAAUUCCUCGAACGAAGAUGGAUGGAGGAGCAACGAGAAAUGGGUCUGACUUUUGAUGAGGAUUCAAAGUCUGAAAGCGGAGCGGACAGUGUGCGAACGCCUCGAAGUAUCAUAGAAGGUGAUUUUCCGAUUGAAGCCGAACAAACUGACAACGUUUCUCUCUGCCCCAUCUGCAAUGGCAGCCUGCAAGGUUUGUCCGAAUCCCAAGCAUCCUCCCACGUCAAUGCUUGCCUCGAUGGCACAGCCGAUCCUCUGCCUAAGGAGAACACCUCGGUCCCUGAGAUACCAAGGUUAGCAAACUCUAGCCCGGCUCCAGAAGUAGCAGGCACAAAACGCUUCCAGCGUGCUGCAGUUGCCCGUCCGGCACAAUCAAAUCCCUUCUCCAUUGGAGCUGAUGUCAAGGAUGGCUCUGCCUUUACUCGUCUGAUGUCCGGACACGCUGAAGACGCUGCGUGGGCAGAGGCAGCUGCGCACGAAUCACGAUCUCGGGGAAAGCCGGCGUAUCAACGGACGUGUCCCUUUUACAAGAUAAUGCCAGGAUUCUAUAUUUGCGUUGAUGCAUUUCGCUAUGGCAAGGUGGAAGGUCAGAACGCCUAUUUCCUCAGCCACUUCCACAGUGACCAUUACAUUGGUCUUACAUCGUCAUGGUGUCAUGGACCUAUUUAUGCCAGCAAGGUCACUUGCAAUUUGAUGUUGCAACAAUUGAAGGUUGAUCCAAAGUGGGUCGUUCCUCUCGAAUUCGAGAAGAAGGUCGAGGUUCCCAAUACCAACGGAGUAUCUGUGACCAUGAUUCCAGCUAACCAUUGCCCCGGGUCAUCUCUGUAUCUGUUCGAGAAGGUCACCGGAAAGAACAGAGAUGGCACGCCAAAGACAACGCGUAUCUUGCAUUGUGGCGACUUCCGCGCCUGUCCAGCGCAUGUCAAUCACCCUCUUUUGCAACCUGACGUGAUGUGCAGUAUCACGGGACAGGCUAAGCAGCAAGUGAUCGACACUUGCUACCUCGAUACCACAUAUUUAACGCCAAAGUACUCUUUUCCUAGCCAGUCUGAUGUUAUCGACGCAUGUUCCCAGAUGUGCAUCAGCUUGUCGAAAGAAAUAGUGGAUUUAAACGACGAUUGGGAACGCACGAAGGCAGACCGGGCUGGUAGCACAAUGAAAAAAUUCCUCGAGCAGGGCGAGGAUGCUUUGCCGAAGCAGGAAGGAGACGAAUCCAAUACAAAGCCGAAGAGGCGAGGGCGCCUGCUCGUUGUGAUUGGAACUUAUUCCAUCGGCAAAGAGCGCAUAUGUCUGGGUAUUGCGAAAGCCAUGGGGUCUAAGAUAUACGCACCUCCUGCAAAGAUGCGCAUAUGCAAGUGUCUGGAGGACGACGAGCUGAACGCCCGACUAACGUCGAACCCGCUCGAGGCGCAGGUGCACAUGCAGACGUUGAUGGAGAUCCGCGCAGAGACGCUGCACGAGUACAUGACAAGCUACAAAGGGCACUUUGCCCGUGUUGUGGGUUUCAGACCAACAGGCUGGUCAUAUCGACCGCCUACGUCUCGAUUUACUGAGAACCCAGCUGUCAAUACAGUCUUGACCUCAGAUGGCUGGAAGAGCAGAUUUUCUAUGCGCGACUUGGCUCCUCAGAGGGGAAGCACGAGAGAGUCCAACUGUUUCGGAGUGCCAUAUUCGGAGCACAGCUCGUUCAGAGAGUUGACCAUGUUCUGUUGCGCUCUGAGAAUCAAUCGUGUCAUUCCAACCGUCAAUGUGGGCAGUGCAAGGAGCAGAGAGAAGAUGAAAGGUUGGAUCGAGAAGUGGGAAGCGGAGAAGCGAAAGAAUGGCCUUUUCAAGGUAGAAGUCGGCGCAGAUGGGUGGGGAAGUGGUGACGGGAAGUUGAGAUACGGAGUAUGA